GCUAGGUGGGGGCACAGGGGUGAUCCCUUCCCCCACCAGCACGGCCUCACAGAAGGACCUGGACAAGAGCUGGGAGGAGAAGAAGCACCCAGAGAACAAGAUGGAGCAACCAAAGCGCAGCCCUGAGGAGGAGGACAAUGUGAAGGGUAACAAUGAUGAGGAGAAUGGUGACUCUGAGGAGGAAAAGGAUGAGGAUGAAAAUGACCAGGAUGAGGAAGAGGAGAAGGAGGAGGAAGCCAUGGCAGCCCCCUUUGUGCCCCCUGAACAGCUGAAUCAGUGCCCUGAGUGUGGCCAGAGCUUCCCCCCUGGCUCAGAGCCGGUGAAGCACCACUGCCCUGACCUUGGCGCCCUGCCCUUCAUCUGUGGUGACUGCGGCAAGAGCUUCAAAUCCAUUUCCACCCUCAGCAGCCACUGCCGCAUCCACACCAGUGCCAAACCUUAUAGCUGUGGCAGGAGCUUCAGCAACAAGAGCUCCCUUAUCAGCCACCGGUGCAGCCACGCUGGCAAGAAGGCCUUCCCCUGCCCCGACUGCAGCAAGAGCUUUGGCCACAACUCUGGCCUCACCCGACACCGCCAUAGCCACGCGGGUGAGAAGGCCUUCACCUGCGCCGACUGCGGCAAGAGCUUCAGCCGCAGCGACACUCUCAAGAACCACCGCCGCAUCCACACCGGAGAGAAUCUGUUCCCCUGUGCUGAGUGUGGCAAGAGCUUCACCCUGAGCACUACAUUCAUCCAGCACCAACUCAUCCACAGUGGUGAAAAGCCCUACGGCUGCGCCAUCUGCGGCAAGAGCUUCAGGCAGAUGUCUUCCCUCAGUGCACACCGUCGCACUCACGCCGCUGACUGGCCCAAACUGCGGGGGAAGCACAAAUAG
Messenger RNA from Dryobates pubescens (Downy woodpecker), 874 nucleotides. Its product is annotated as gastrula zinc finger protein XlCGF49.1. Gene Ontology annotation, biological process: regulation of DNA-templated transcription. Lineage: Eukaryota; Metazoa; Chordata; Aves; Piciformes; Picidae. Gene Ontology annotation, molecular function: RNA polymerase II cis-regulatory region sequence-specific DNA binding; DNA-binding transcription factor activity, RNA polymerase II-specific. The transcript has 2 exons. The record is from RefSeq and is a predicted model, not a curated record. Bases 101 to 874 code for a protein of 257 amino acids.